UACUUUUCGGAAUAUUGUGCCACAGAACAUAGCAGGCUGUUGAAUGUUUGGCGGGAUAUCGUAUCAUUUAAAAGGCAGUUCACUGAAAUACAAGUUGCAACAGAGAGAGAUUUAGUGAAACUACGAAAUGACAUUGUAUCCAGUAAUAGGGAACUGGUGGGCACUUGUUCAUCUAUAGUCACAUCAACACGUCUCUCUGCUGUCAGUGGGGAAAAACAGCAACAACAUCUGACGGUGGAAAAUUCUGAAUUGAGGUCAAAAUUAACUUCGAUUCGUUCAGAAAAUGAAGCCCUAAUGAACGAAUUAAAAGUAAAAGAAGAAAGAGUUCAGCAACUUCUGCGGGAAAUGAGCUCGCUCGAGGAGCGGUGCUCUGAAAAUGAAGUCAAUGCUCGACUAGUGACAAAACUACAAGAAGAGGUUGGUGUUUUGCAUGGUGCACUCAGAGACAUCGCUCACACAGUCAUUCAGGAUGCUGAAAACGCCACAGAGGCAUCCCAUUUCCAUUUGUCGCCUGGUCCUGCCAUCCCUCCCCGGUCGCCUAAGAGGGGAGUGGGAGCCGUACGAACGCCAAAUUCGCCUGCUUUUGCUGAAAGCACAAUUUCUGCUGUGCAAGCACUUCUCCACAAAUACCAGCUUCAACUUCACGAACUUAAAGUGAAAUUGGAUAGUCAACAAGAACAGUUAUCGUCAACCAAACGAGCCGCAGAAAGCAGUGAAGAAGCAACUCAGCAAUUGAAGAACCGGAUUUCUGAACUCACAACAAGACUUGAUCAAGCUCGGGCUAAUAAUGCCCAAUUGAACCAUGAGAAAGAGAUGCUAUGCAAAUCACUUGAUUCCGCCCGGACGGAGAAAACCGCCCUGGAUAAGAAUAGGAUGGAAUUAAAUGCAAUGUUAGAAGCAUUGAAUGCUGACUACGAGAAAGUACAAAAAGCAAAUUCUAGGCUCCAAAAAGUAACUGAUAGUUUAGAGGAUGAAAAAAAUUAUCUACAAACUGAAGUGGAUCGUCUAACAAAAGAAUUGGCUCACAGAGAAUUGAGUUUAAGACAAGAAGAAGAAAGGGGAAGUCAGGCGCGAGAAGAACUCAUAAUGGCUCGAGAGGAACUUAGUAAAUUACAGUUGUCUUCUGAAUUAUUAGAACAACAUAAAGCAGAAGCAGAAACAUUAUUUGCACAAGCAGAAAAAAGCAAAGGUGAAGUAGAAUUAGAACUGGAGCGAGUUUUGUUAGAACGAACUGAUGUCCACGAAUCCUACUCAAAACUAGAACUUGUAAUCACGACUCUUGAAAACGAUAAACAGAGGCUGAUUGAGAAAAUCAAAAUGUUAGAGGAAGAUAAUGGAGCAUUACAGUCUCAAUUGUCUGAUUCCAACAAUGAUCUUAGCUCCUUGCGUAAAGAACUUCUGUCUGCAGAGCAAACAAAAUUAGACUUGGAGUCCGAAAAAACAUCUCUCCACGAAAAAUGCAAGUUUUUGGAAAUAGAAAAAGACAAAGUUGAACUUGAACUCAAUGGAGUGAUCAGGGAGAGAAGUGAUCUCAGCAAUCAGCUAUCAUUGCUUCAAAGAAAAAAAGAAGCCUUGAAUGAAGAAGUAGGUAGAAUUCGACAACGCCUGGAACAAUCGAAUGAAACUAACGCAAGAAUAAACAGGAACUUAGAAGAUCUAAUUAAGGACUGUGAAGAGAAGCAGGUCAUGUUAGAGUCAAAUGAGAAGGAUUUGCAAAGAGUACAAGAGCAACUGGCUGCAGUGCGAAGUGAGAAAGAAGCCUUAGAGUCAAUACUUUUCUCCACGCAAACUAAUCUGGAAGCUAGUGAUAAAAAAUGCUCCAACUUAGAGAGAGAAAUUCAAGAUUUAAAUGUUAAGCAG
Bemisia tabaci is the source of this 1860-nucleotide messenger RNA. Lineage: Eukaryota; Metazoa; Arthropoda; Insecta; Hemiptera; Aleyrodidae. The record is from RefSeq and is a predicted model, not a curated record.